Messenger RNA from Papilio polytes (common Mormon), 2135 nucleotides. RefSeq names its product annexin B9-like (gene Anxb13). The record is from RefSeq and is a predicted model, not a curated record. The coding region runs from base 185 to 1615 and encodes 476 amino acids. Gene Ontology annotation, cellular component: cytoplasm. Gene Ontology annotation, molecular function: calcium ion binding; calcium-dependent phospholipid binding. Lineage: Eukaryota; Metazoa; Arthropoda; Insecta; Lepidoptera; Papilionidae. The transcript has 9 exons.
GUUUGUUUCUUUUUUCUGUCAAGCCGCAGUCAGGCGCUUCGCCCUCACAGUCUUUGCUGUUUUUCAAUUUAUUCAGUAACGUUUUGUAGUAGUUGAAUAUUGUAAUUGUAAGAACAAGUCGUAUAUUUAAAAUCGAAUUCGUGUGUUGUGUGUUUAUUUCUGUAAAAUCGUAUUGAAAUACAAAAUGAAUCCGUAUCAACAAGGCCAAUCGGGGUAUCCGCAACAGCAAUAUCUACAUAACAUUGGAUUUUGCAACACAGCUCCACAGUCGUUUGGAAAUCCGAUGCCGAUGGCGGGUUUUCCCACAAUGGGCUAUCCCGCGCCGCAGCCCGGAUACCCUGCGGCGUCCGGAUAUCCUCAAACUAGUCAACCCUACCCACAACAAAAUACCGGGUAUCCCCCAAGUCAGGGUUAUCCAAAUACCGCUCAGGGGUAUACCCAAUCUCCUCAGGGAUACCCUCAAACUGCUCAAGGAUAUCCACCAUCUGCUCAGGGAUACCCACAAUCAGCUCAAGGAUAUCCACAAGCUCAAACAGGGUACCCCCAGGCAAGUCCAGGUUAUCCACAGACAGAUAAAUAUCAGGGCUACCCACCCCAUAAUCAGUCUCAUUCACAAAGCCAACAAACUUACAAUGUGUCAUCAAACCCAAUGGCAAACACACCUAAGUCCAAACCGACUGUGGUGCCAGUGAACCCAUUCGACCCUCGCGAAGAUGCGGCGAUCCUCCGCAAGGCGAUGAAAGGCUUCGGCACUGAUGAAAAGGCUAUCAUACAAGUGUUGACGCGCCGCAGCAACGAGCAGCGCCUACGCAUCGCUUUCGAGUUCAAAACUCUGUAUGGAAAGGAUCUAGUGUCGGAUCUGAAGAGCGAGACUAGCGGCAAGUUCGAGGACCUGCUGGUGGCGUUGAUGACACCGCUGCCGCAGUUCUACGCCAAGGAGCUGCAUGAUGCCACCGCCGGCAUUGGCACCGACGAGGACGUGCUCAUCGAGGUCAUGUGUACUAUGUCUAACCAUGAGAUACACGUCAUCAAGCAGGCGUACACCGCCAUUUACGGAACCUUGCUCGAGGACGAUCUGCGCGGAGAUACGUCUGGCAACUUUAAGCGACUUAUGACGUCACUGUGCAUGGGUAACAGAUCUGAAGAUUUCCGUGUAGAUCAAGAAAAAGCUAGAGAAGAUGCAAGAAGCUUGUUGCAAGCAGGUGAGCUGCGGCUGGGUACGGACGAGUCGGUGUUCAACGCGGUGCUGUGCUCGCGCUCCUUCCCGCAGCUGGCGGCCAUCUUCCAGGAGUACCACUUCCUCACGGGACACGACAUUGAUGAUGCCAUCAAGGCGGAGUUCUCCGGAGACCUGGAGAAGGCGCUGCGAGCUAUCGUGAAAAUUGUGCGCAACAAGCCGUUGUUCUUCGCUGAACGUCUGCACAAAUCUAUGAAGGGUCUCGGCACCAACGACCGCCAGCUCAUACGCGUCAUGGUGACGCGCUGCGAGCUCGACCUCGGCGACAUCUCCAACAUGUUCCACUCCAAGUAUGGCGAGACGCUGCAGAGCUGGAUCGAGGGCGACUGCUCCGGCCACUACAAGAAAUGUUUACUGGGUCUGCUCGGCCUUUAUUAAGCCGUCAUAAAAUGCACGCAUCUUAUGUCUUUGGUGCAUAUUUUUUAAUUCAGUUUUAUAAUUAUGCUAAUGCAUAGCUAAUAAAAGCAACUGUUUAUAUAAUUUUUGGCUAUUCUACAAUUCUAUUACAAUAUUUAUAUGUAAUCUUUAUUAAUGUUAUAUACAGAAGUAUUUAUAUGCUAAAAUAAUUAAAUUAUUGGUUAAUCGCCUAAUGUUUAUUGCGGCUUAGGCAUAUUUAUUAUGCGUGCUCACUGAAAUAAUGUCACAUUAUUAUGAAAUAUUAAAAUAUAUGUUAAAAUUGACCGUCCGUAUGAUCUGAUAUUGGAAUCGAAAUACUUUUUGAUUAUUUACGAAAAAUAACUUAAAAAAAUCUCAUGUCAAGUAUUAAAAUGUUUGAUCUUAUAAAAUUAUUAUUAUUACUACAAAAAUGUUUAGUACAAGUAUGCCUUUUGUAUUUCCUAUGUAAGUGCCUUUUAUGCUUUUGUCAAUGUGAAAAAUAUACCAAUUUGCCUUGAAAUAU